AACGAGAGGAGGGGGGGGGGAGAGUCCCGGAUGUUGGCUCGGCUGCCGAGAGAAAGGCGAACGGGAGAAGGCGGAGAGAAGCUGAGGAGGGACGCCACGGCACCGCAGGCACACCGGCGAAGCUACGGCUACAGCGGGUCUUUGCACAGGACAAUACACGUCAAGAGCACAGGACACUCCCGGGGGUCCCCCCGAUAGCUGUAGAAGAGGAGGUGGAAGGAAGGGGAGGGGGCAGUUACUCUGAAACUACCGUGAGGAUUUACAGAGAGCCGCCGUCACAGCAGCUUUCUCCCAGAGGAUGAGGAACUGUUCUCCCAUUCGGCUGACUCACCUGUCGACAGUCAGUUAGCAAGUCUGCUCAUCUAUCUGUCUGCUCAUGAGUGCAGAGACAGGGAGGGCAGUGUGCCGAGAGGGACAGAGAGACAGGCUGUUGCAGGCUGCACACCGCACAGCACGGCAGACACGAACAGGGCUGAGGACAGUUUGCAAGACGACACUGGCUGGCUUGUUUACGGCAGAGGCUCCGUUUGGGGGGGGAGGAGGCAGUCGAGCUGGAAGGCAGGGAAGAAAGGAGAGGGGGUUUACUACCCUCAAGAGAGUCGGAAUUCCUCCUGAGCCAUUCCCCCAUUUGGCUGGCAGUUGUGAAAACAAUUGCCUGGCAUUUACUCUCUCUCUGUGCAGAUGGAGUCCCAGCUAUGAGUCAGCUUUGAGAGCAGCAAGUGGUGCAGAAAGUGGUGGGCUUGUGAUCUCCUGCACAGCGAAUAUAAGCAUACCGCACAGAGACACUUGGGUUUUGAUGUUGGACGAGCUGUUCACAGUUGCUUCCUCACUUACAUUUCUUCGUGAUGCUGUUAUCUGCUAGCCUGGCAUCGCCAGACUGAUUCGCAAAUGCGUAUUAGUCUGGAAACUCUCAGUUCAUUUUCAAUUUCCAAGGGGGCGUUAUGAACGGGCAGACCAAAAUGCCUCUGGACGCAAUUGGAUAGUCCCACAACCAAUCGGAGCAAUGAACUGGUGACGUGACUUUUCAAAUCCAGACCGAACUUAUAACCGAUCAGAGCAAAUUACAGCUUAACGGUACACUAAAAUAUGUUCAUUAAAACAUUUGAAGUGGGAAAUUGGCGAUGCAGUGACUGAAUCUUAAUUCAUAUUUGAUCAGCACUGCCUAGUUUGACGGCUUGAUCUGAGUUUCUUGAGGCUGGUUUGUUGCACUCUGUAAUUUUUUUUCCCUCAACUUUAUUGACAACAGUCAAACUCAAACAACGGACAACUCCCAAACCUACCUCAUAUUACAUAGACGGUUGUGAUUGGCCCGUCCAGUUCCAGGCAAGUUCACCUAGAGAAGACGCCAUGCUGAUGUCCUGAGCUGAGGGAGCCCCGACUUCAUCCUCAACCCGUCAGCUGUCUCCAUUUGUUAUUCCAUACCUGGUCCACUCUCCAUCAGUCACCGAGCUCCAACAGCAACUACCGUCACCUCCAGUUUUUCCCCACCCCCUCCUGUCCAGCCUGCCGUCACCAUGACGUCGGAGCUGGAGAGUAGCCUGACCUCCAUGGAUUGGCUUCCUCAGCUGACCAUGCAGGCAGCCAUCCGCAAAGCGGACGCCCAGAAUGCCCACGGACCAGGCAUGGGCAAGAAAAGUACCCUACUGGAUCCUAACACCACGCUGGACCAGGAGGAGGUGCAGCAGCACAAAGACGGCAAGCCGCCCUACAGCUACGCCAGCCUCAUCACGUUUGCUAUCAACAGCUCGCCAAAGAAGAAGAUGACACUGAGUGAGAUCUAUCAGUGGAUCUGUGAUAACUUUCCCUACUACAGGGAGGCGGGCAGUGGCUGGAAGAACUCAAUACGGCACAAUCUGUCAUUGAACAAAUGUUUUCUCAAAGUGCCUCGCUCCAAAGAUGACCCAGGAAAGGGCUCUUACUGGGCCAUCGACACCAACCCAAAGGAGGACGCCUUGCCCACGCGGCCAAAGAAGAGGCCGCGGUCUGGAGAGAGGGCUUCUACGCCGUACAGCCUGGAGUCGGAGUCUUUGGGGAUGGAGUGUAUGAUCUCUGGAAGUGCCUCUCCAACGCUGGCAAUCAACACUGUGACUAACAAGGUGGCGUUGUAUAACACAGACCAGGAAGGGAGCGAUAGUCCAAGAAGCAGCCUUAACAACAGCCUGUCUGAUCAGAGUCUGGCCUCUGUCAAUCUCAACAGCGUGGGCAGCGUGCACAGCUAUACACCGGUGACCAGUCACCCAGAACCCGUGUCCCAGUCUAUGAGCCUCCAGCAGCCCCCCCAGUCCCAGUACAACAUGCCAGACAGGGACAAGCAGCUCCUGUUCUCUGAAUUUGAAGAUCUCAGUGCCUCCUUCCGCAGCCUUUACAAGUCUGUUUUUGAGCAGUCCUUCAGCCAACAAGGUCUGAUGGGAAUACCAUCAGAUUCCUCCCAGCAGACCCACACCUCCUGCUCCUAUCAGCACUCCCCCAGUGGCACCAUUAGCACUCAGAACAGCCUGUCAAACAACCAACCCAACAGCCACCCCAACAGCCACUCCGCCAACAGUGGCCAGGUGCCCCUGUCCCAUCCUGCCCAAGCCCACCCUGGCCACGGCUCACCCCACGCACAGCACCUCCCGCAGCACGGUGGCCCCCACAACCAACACAACCAACACAGCCAACACGCCCAGCACAGCCAACACAGUCAGCACCAACAGCACCCACAGCACUCCCAGCACCCGCAGCACGCUGCGCACUCCCAGCACGGGCAGCACCCAUCGCAGCACCCAUCCCACGGCCAGCACCCACAGCAACACACGCCACACCCCUCCCAACACACGCAGCACAGCCAGCAGCACCCUUCUCAACACGGACAGCAGCAUCAGAGCCUCUCCCUCCAGCCCCAUCCUACCCAGCAACAGAUGGCCUGCAACACAGGUAUACUGUCUGACUGGUACCCAAAUCUGGAUGCACUGAAAGAAAGCUGUCGUAUUGCUAGCAGCUAUAACUGGGCUGAUGUCGACCUUUCACCUUUCCAAGGAUUGAGAGAAAGUAUGAGACAAGCAGAGUUGAACAACUGGUCCCUGGAGCCCACCCAGAUAGCGGACCUCUGCUCGUCCAUCAACCAGUUUUUUGCCCGCACCGGUGUAAUCCAGCCACAAGGGGCAGUGCAGUCUCCUGUUUGUCAUAGCUCCAUGCACCCCAACAAACCCAACCAGCACCUUGGCACAGGAAAUCUCUACAUGGACUCCAGACAGAGCAUGUCCAUGAUGGGUCCCCCGGGAUAUCCCCACAUGCCCCCCAUGAGCAACGCACCCACUAUAGGACACCAUGCACAGAUGAACCAGCAGCACAUGAUACCUACCAGAAACUUCCAGAUGCAUCGUAUGCCAGCCGACGACAUCCAGGAUGAUUUUGAUUGGGACUCCAUUGUCUAGCCCCCUAGACGUCCUUUUGCAAAGAAAAGGGAGCGAGGAGAGGAGGUGGAAGCCAGAGGAAGCCAGGCUGAGCUGAAAGGCCACAGGAGG
Thunnus maccoyii (southern bluefin tuna) is the source of this 3506-nucleotide messenger RNA. It is a transcript of the gene foxj3, whose product is annotated as forkhead box J3. Gene Ontology annotation, biological process: regulation of transcription by RNA polymerase II. The record is from RefSeq and is a predicted model, not a curated record. Gene Ontology annotation, cellular component: nucleus. Bases 1515 to 3416 code for a protein of 633 amino acids. Gene Ontology annotation, molecular function: DNA-binding transcription factor activity, RNA polymerase II-specific; RNA polymerase II cis-regulatory region sequence-specific DNA binding. The transcript is spliced from 14 exons. Lineage: Eukaryota; Metazoa; Chordata; Actinopteri; Scombriformes; Scombridae.